GACGUAUGACGCACGCCCCACCCCCUCUGCCUCUUUUGGUCAUUGUUCAGCUUGAGCUAGCUAAUGUGCUAGUCAGAGACUAGCCUAACCCACAAAUAGGUUUUAACUUUUCAUGCAUACAUACAAGGCCGUUUAAGUUUAAAACGGACAUUUGAGAACUUACCAAAGCAACAAUGAGCAAGAGGAAAGCGCCACAGGAAUCCCUCAAUGAGGGAAUAACAGACUUUCUUGUCGAGCUGGCCAAUUACGAGAAAAACGUCAACAGGGCAAUACACAAGUACAAUGCUUACAGGAAAGCAGCAUCUACCAUCUCCAAGUACCCUAACAAAAUCAAAAGUGGUGAAGAGGCCAAGAAACUGGAUGGUGUUGGAGCUAAAAUAGCUGAAAAGAUUGAUGAGUUCUUGCAAACUGGCAAACUACGGAAACUGGAAAAGAUCCGUAACGAUGACACCAGCUCAUCCAUCAAUUUCCUUACCAGAGUCACUGGAAUUGGCCCUGCGGCUGCCAGGAAGUUUUUUGAAGAAGGGGUGAAGACGUUAGAAGAUUUGAAAAAGAUUGAGCACAAGCUAAACCAUCAUCAACAGAUUGGACUCAAGUACUUUGAAGAAUUUGAGAAAAGGAUUCCACGUGCUGAAAUGGAACAGAUGGAGACUCUUAUUCUUGGAGAGUUGAAGGAGCUCGAUACAGAAUAUAUUGGGACAAUCUGUGGAAGCUACAGGAGAGGUGCAGCAUCGAGUGGUGAUAUUGAUAUUUUGCUGACCCACCCAGACUACACCUCUCAGACUCAGAAGCAGCCCAAGCUCCUCCAUGCCGUCGUCGAGCAUUUGGAGUCUAUUGGGUUUGUGACCGACACCCUGUCUAAAGGAGACACCAAGUACAUGGGAGUCUGCCAGCUGCAAUCGAAUGAUGAAGAUGAGGAAGAAUACCUUCACAGGCGUAUUGAUAUUAGGCUAAUUCCCAAGGACCAGUACUACUGUGGAGUUCUUUAUUUCACUGGAAGUGAUAUCUUCAAUAAAAACAUGAGAACUCAUGCUCUGGAGAAGGGCUUCACUCUCAAUGAGUACACCAUUCGGCCAGUUGGGGUCACUGGUGUUGCAGGCGAGCCUCUGUUGGUGGAUAGUGAGAGAGACAUCUUUGAAUACAUUCACUACAAAUACAGAGAGCCCAAAGAGCGCAGCGAGUGAAGUAAAGAACAGCUUACAGUUACAUCUGUAUUUGAAGCUACAGCUUUCCUGCAAACGAGAAGCAUGUGUACCAAUUUGUGUGUUAGUAUUCUAUUCAACAAUGUUAUUGAAAAGAACGGGGAAAGUAAUUUCAAUUUUUGUACUGGUCUUAAAAUGAAAUCAUCCCCUUUAAUUUCUCUGCAAAAGAAAAUUAUUUUUUUGUAUCUUCAGUUUCUCUCCUUAAUUCUCUCGGUUUAAUGGUAUAUGGUAUCUUUGUCAAGGCUUUCAGGCUCCAUAUUUAAGCUUUUUUUGUUUAAAUCAUGUUUAAAAACUUAACUAAUUUAUUUUUUGACUACAUUUUUCAUUUUAAGGAUUAUACCAUAAUCUAAGAGGAACUCAAAGAACUAGCUUCUGUUAGAGUUGUUGGUCCAUCAUGAAUGAGGAGGACCACUUUCAUCUAGGCAUUGGGCCUUGACAGUGUUGCCCUUUAACUCUUUGGCUGAAUUGUGCAAAGUGUUUUAAUGUAAAAUUGUUACGCAUUCACCAUGAACAUUUAAGAGUGUGUAUUUUUAAACUUAUAGUAUUUCUCUUCUAAGUUGGGGAAACUAAAUAUUUGGAAAGUAAAAAAUGCAAUGAGGCAAAUGCUAUUUGUGGUUAAUGGGCUCACUUUCUGCAUAUGAAUGCUAAUUUGGCACAAAAACAUCAUAGAAACAUUUUCUCAGUUAAUUGAUGUGUGAAUAUAUGACUGUUACACUGGUAGACUUGAAUCUUUUGUAUGUGGUUGUGUGAAAAUAACGUGUGUUAAGUCAAGACAUAAUUGUAUCUUCAGUAACUUUUAUGGGAGGCAUUUUAAAAGCAGCAGAUUAAAGAAUUUGGUACCUGAAAUAUGGCUACAGUGUACCCGGGAGACAGAUUGUAAUCUAUAACACACAAUUUGAAGAUUAAGAUUUGGAUUCAGUUUUGUAUGUGGAUGAUUGCAAACAUUUCUCAAACUAUUUAAAACAAAAAUAAAACAAUGGAAGACUGUGUUUUUGAAUAUCACAUUGUUUACUUUGAGUAUUUAUGAGUAAAAUAAAUGGAUAAAGAAA
Molecule: messenger RNA, 2251 nt
Organism: Etheostoma spectabile (orangethroat darter)
Lineage: Eukaryota; Metazoa; Chordata; Actinopteri; Perciformes; Percidae
Gene: polb
Product: polymerase (DNA directed), beta
Exons: 14
Coding region: 174-1184 (336 amino acids)
Biological process (GO): base-excision repair; double-strand break repair via nonhomologous end joining
Cellular component (GO): nucleus
Molecular function (GO): DNA binding; DNA-directed DNA polymerase activity
Source: RefSeq, a predicted model, not a curated record